This is a messenger RNA of Exserohilum turcica Et28A, 851 nucleotides long. RefSeq lists its product as uncharacterized. The record is from RefSeq and is a predicted model, not a curated record. Bases 46 to 822 code for a protein of 258 amino acids. The transcript has a single exon. NCBI's taxonomy places the organism in Eukaryota, Fungi, Ascomycota, Dothideomycetes, Pleosporales, Pleosporaceae.
CUACCGCUGUACAAUCAGCUUCAGCCUCCACUCCACCUACACACCAUGGCGCGAAUCUUCAUCACGGGCUCCUCUGACGGCCUCGGCUCUGCCGUUGCAAAGCGCCUCAUCGCCAACGGCCACUCUGUCGUCCUGCACGCCCGCAAUGCCCAGCGCGCAAAGGACGCCACGGCGGCGUGCCCCGGUGCAGAAACCGUGGUCGUGGGCGACCUAUCCAAUCUUUCCGAGACAAAGGCCGUGGCGGAGGAAGUCAACAAGCUGGGGACAUUCGACACCGUCAUCCAUAACGCUGGACUCUACUACGGCCCGUACCGCAAGACACCUGAAGGCAUCCCCGCUCUCGCGGCUGUCAACACAGUCGCGCCCUACGUCCUGACUGCACUCAUCAACCGGCCCAAGCGUCUCAUUUUCAUUUCAUCGAGUAUGCAUCAGAAUGGCUCUCCGGACCUGGGCGAUGUUCUUUGGACCAAGCGCGGCGAGGCGGCCUACAAUGAAGACGCCGCCUACUGCGACAGCAAACUUCACAAUGUCAUGUUUGCCAAGGCGUUCGCUCGCAGAUGGCCAGACGUCAAGAGCAAUUCCCUGGAUCCUGGAUGGGUGCCGACCAACAUAGGUGGCAGCUCUGCACCGGAUAGCAUCGAUGCCGCCAUUGAGAGCUAUGUCAUGCUUGCUGAAGGCGACGAAGACAAGGCAAAGCAGAGUGGAUGCUUUUUCCAACCAAGCAAGCGGGAGGGUACCCCGCAUACGGGAACAGAGGAUGCACAGGCCCAGGACAAGCUGUUGGAGAUUUGCGCCGAGUUCUCUGGCGUUAAGCUGCCCUAGAAAUUCGUCACAAUAAAAAUCAGUCAUCG